Messenger RNA from Tachyglossus aculeatus (Australian echidna), 2503 nucleotides. RefSeq names its product progesterone immunomodulatory binding factor 1 (gene PIBF1). Lineage: Eukaryota; Metazoa; Chordata; Mammalia; Monotremata; Tachyglossidae. Gene Ontology annotation, cellular component: centriolar satellite. The transcript is spliced from 18 exons. The record is from RefSeq and is a predicted model, not a curated record. Gene Ontology annotation, biological process: cilium assembly. The coding region runs from base 120 to 2414 and encodes 764 amino acids.
CCAGUGCUCCGUGCCCUGCAUCCCUCGCUCCGCGGUUGCCGCUGUCCCUCGGCCGGCGGUGGGAGGCCGCAGAACGCUUCGCUGGAAAUCUGUGAGAAGAAAUAUCGGCAAGAGUAAAGAUGGCCCAGUUUUCCAAAUCCAGAAGAGUAAAUAUUUCUAGUUCUCUGGAAUCGGAAGAUAUUAGUUUAGAAACUACGGUGCCUACGGAUGACGUUUCUUCAUCGGAAGAAAGAGAUGGGGCCGUUAAAAUCACCAGGCAGCUUAUUGAAAGAAAAGAACUACUUCAUAAUCUUCAGUUGUUGAAAAUAGAGCUAUCUCAGAAAAACCUGAUGAUUGAUAACUUGAAAGUGGAAUAUAUUACAAAAAUUGAAGAAUUGGAGGAGAAACUUAACGAUGCUCUUCAUCAAAAGCAAUUGUUAACGUUAAGACUGGACAGCCAAUUGACUUUGCAGCAAGAAGAUGCCAGAAAGCACCAGGAACUAAUGAAACAGGAGAUGGAAACCAUCUUAUUGAGGCAGAAACAACUGGAAGAGACUAAUCAUCAGUUAAGAGAACGGGCUGGAGACAUCCGUCGUAGUUUGCGUGACCUCGAGUUGACUGACGAUCACUAUGCCAAACUGAAGAUUCUUUCUGAAGAUCAACUUUCCAUUCCUGAAUAUGUCUCUAUUCGUUUCUACGAAGUAGUUACCCCACUAAAAAGAGAAAUAAGUGAACUCCAAGUGAAAAAGGUUGACCUGUCGGAAGAAUUAAAUGACACAAAAUCCCAACUGAAGCGACUGGCGGAGAACUAUGAAGAUGAGCGACGAAAUCACUCUGAUCUUCAGUUUAGAUGCCAACGCUUGGCAUUGGAAUUAGCAGAUACAAAACAGUUAAUACAACAAGGAGACUACAGGCAGGAAAACUAUGAUAAAGUUAAAUGUGAACGGGAUGCACUGGAAUUUGAAGUAUCGGAGUUUAGAAGAAAACAUGAAAUAUUGGAAGUGUCUCACAAAACCCAAGCUAAAGAAAGAAGUGAUUUAUCUAAAGAGGUUGCAACCUUACAGCAGUCUGUUACUUUGCUGCAAAAGGAUAAAGAAUACCUCAAUCGCCAAAAUAUGGAGCUCAGUGUGCGCUGUGCCCAUGAAGAAGAUCGCCUAGAAAGACUUCAGAUUCAGCUGGAUGAAGCCAAAAAAGCUAGAGAGGAGAUGUAUGAAAAAUAUGUUACAUCCAGAGAUCACUAUAAAACAGAAUAUGAAAACAAACUACGGGAUGAACUGGAGCAAAUCCGACUGAAAACAAAUCAAGAAAUUGAGAAACUUCGAAGUACUUCCAAAGAGAUGUAUGAACGUGAAAAUAGGAAUCUAAGAGAAGCAAGAGAUAAUGCUGUGGCUGAAAAAGACCGGGCAGUUUGGGCUGAAAAAGAUGCUGCAGGAAAAUAUGAUCAACUCUUAGAACAGUACCGGCAACUACAACUCAGUGCCGAAAGCAAAGUGGCUGAAUUUCUUCAUCAGAGUAAACUAAAAUCUUUUGAGAAUGAGCGUGUUCAACUUGUACAAGAAGAAACAUCAAGAAACCUCAUACAGUGUCAACUGGAAUGUGAAAAAUAUCAGAAAAAAUUGGAGGUUUUAACAAAAGAAUUUUAUGGUCUUCAAGCCUCCUCUGAAAAACGCAUUACUGAGCUUCAAGCACAAAAUUCUGAGCAUCAAGCAAGACUAGACAUUUACGAGAAACUGGAAAAAGAGCUGGAUGAGAUUACAAUGCAGAGUGCAGAAAUGGAAAAUGAAGUCGAGGCAGAAAGAGUUCUCUUCUCUUAUGGCUACGGCGCUAAUGUACCGACUACGGCCAAAAGACGACUAAAGCACAGUGUCCACUUGGCAAGAAGACUGCUUCAGCUAGAAAAGCAAAACUCUUUGCUUGUAAAAGACCUGGAACAUCAAAAGAAACAAGUAAUGCAGAUUUCACAAGAGCUUGAAAAUGCCAACUCUUUGUUGAACCAGGCACAGCAACCUUACAGCUAUCUCAUUGAGUCUGUGCGUCAGAGAGAUUCUCAGAUUCAGUCACAGAAUGAGCAGAUUGCAGAACUCAAGAAAGAUGUCAGCAAUUUAAAUAAAGAAAAGACAGCUUUACUACAGGUGAAGAACCAGAUGGCAGCCGAUUUAGAACGACUUCUAAAUCAUAGGGAGGAAUUGGCAGCAAUGAAACAAAUACUAAUUAAUCUUCGUGGUAAGGGCCAAGGAGAACCAAGCAUUGUGAAUGAAAACCAGAAAUCAAAGCCAGUAAAUGUGACUAUAGAACAUGGAGAAGAAAAUAUAUUUUUACCCAAACCAACGUUGUUUGUGAGACGUCUGAAACCACGGUCUGCCUUGUCAUUAACAACCGAAUGGCUUCCCAGGAUGUUCAUGGACAAAAAUUCACCUCCCCAUAACUGCACCUAAGGGGUGGAUUGCAGUGUCUCCGUCUCAGGGCUACCGUUUGUGUCUGCAGCUUGUGAACUAUCUGGUGAGACUUUAGGGGGGCAGUUGUA